AUGGAGGAGUCUACAACAUAUGGUUCUCCAGCUCAUGAUAUUUCUCCUCAGGAUCAUUCAAUCCUUGCGCAACCGCCGCUGCAGGGGCAGGGAGCUUACGCCGAGGCGCACGACAUGCCAAUGGCUGAGGGUAUGGCUGGCGAGGCGACUAUCAAGCAUGAUAGUGCAACCCCUGGACCAGGAGCUGCCAACGAAGUAUCCAAAUUACCCGAUGUUCCAGGCGCUGAUACGGUCAAUAUUGAUGCAGAAAUGGGCGAUGCCCUUGCAGGCGUAUCGAAAGAAAAAGCGCCAUCCGCUCUGGGCGACGCAGCUGUCAAUACUAUAGACGCGAAGUCAAAGGAGACGGUCGAGUCUGCAGCUCGCGAGCAUCUCGUUUCUCAAACUCAUGCAAUCGUCCUCCCCAGCUACAGUACUUGGUUCGAUAUGAACGGCAUACAUCAUAUCGAACGCAAAGCGAUGGCCGAAUUCUUUAACAAUCGUAACAGAAGCAAGACACCAGCUGUGUAUAAAGACUACCGCGACUUUAUGAUCAAUACCUAUCGGUUAAAUCCGGCCGAGUACCUCACUGUCACGGCAUGUCGCCGCAACUUAGCAGGUGAUGUUUGCGCUAUCAUGAGAGUGCACGCCUUUCUUGAGCAGUGGGGUUUAAUAAACUACCAAGUAGAUGCGGAACAAAGACCAUCACACGUCGGUCCUCCAUUUACCGGCCAUUUCAAAGUUAUUUGUGAUACUCCACGGGGUCUCCAACCCUGGCAGCCUUCAGCAGAUCCCAUCGUUUUGGAAGGCAAGAAGAACAGCGAUACAGAUAAGAAGUCAGGAAAUGUGCCGACUGGGAAGGGCGACCUGAACCUCGAAAUCGGCCGCAAUAUUUAUGAAGCCAACUCCAAGGGAACACCUGUGAACAAAAUUGAAGGCAACUUGAAUGGAGAAAAGCCGCCUACAAAGGGCGUAACUGAUGCAAUCGAUGGUAACGCGGCCACCCUUGCCAAGGUGAACUGCCAUCAAUGUGGUAAUGAUUGCACACGCAUAUAUUACCACAGCAAUCAGACGGACUUAGCAACAAAAUCGAAAUACGACCUAUGUCCGAACUGCUUUACGGAGGGUCGUCUGCCUGCUAACCAUUUGUCAAACAUGUAUUCCAAGAUUGAUAAUCCCAACUAUACCUCUGUCACAGACCGAGAGGCUCCAUGGUCCGAUGCUGAAAUUCUCCGUUUGUUGGAAGGACUUGAGCGUUUUGACGAUGAUUGGGGAGAGAUUGCCGAUCACGUUGGCACAAGAACACGGGAAGAAUGCGUACUGCAGUUUCUGCAGUUGGAUAUUGAAGAAAAGUACCUUGACUGUGAGGCGCCUAUUAACGCGCCCACCGGGUUAUCGAUGCUCGGAGCACAGCACGGCCAUUUACCCUUCAGCCAAGUCGAUAAUCCUGUCAUGUCUGUCAUUGGAUUUCUUGCUAGCUUGGCGGACCCUGCGAGUACAGCCGCAGCUGCUCAUAAAUCUGCUGAAGAACUGAAGAGGAGUCUGCGCAAGCAACUUAAUAGUCAUCAGGGCUCGCAGGGGGUCAACGGGCAAGAAAAUAGUGGCGACAAGGAAUUAAAAAUCCAUCCGCAGGAAUAUAGCCAAGCGCGGGAAGGAGGCGAAUCAAUGGAUCUCGACCCCGACCAUGAGAGCACCAUUACGACUACGGAGAAGAAUACAGCUCUUGCAUCUAUUCCUUUGGCCUCAAUCGGAGCCCGUGCUGCAGGCUUCGCAUCCCAUGAAGAGCGUGAAAUGACUCGUCUCGUUUCCGCUGCCACAAACGUCACUUUGCAAAAACUAGAAUUGAAACUUAAAUAUUUCAAUGAGGUCGAAGCCAACUUGCGGGCGGAAAGACGGGAAUUGGAACGAGGGCGGCAACAACUUUUACUAGACCGAUUGUCUUUCAAGCGUCGUGUGGGGAAGGUUAUGGAGAGUUUGCAGGCCGCGGCAGCUAUUGAUGGGGAGAACGGGAUAUGUAUAGCGCAGGAAGCUAUUCAAGCAGAGAGUGAAACUUUAGGAUUUCAACGUGUCGCUGGCGAGUCAUUUGUUCUGCCAUUGAGCAGCAAUGGACAAAUCAAGAGUUACGAGGCUUAA
Ustilaginoidea virens is the source of this 2109-nucleotide messenger RNA. RefSeq lists its product as uncharacterized. The transcript has 3 exons. Gene Ontology annotation, molecular function: DNA binding; histone binding. Lineage: Eukaryota; Fungi; Ascomycota; Sordariomycetes; Hypocreales; Clavicipitaceae. The coding region runs from base 1 to 2109 and encodes 702 amino acids. Gene Ontology annotation, cellular component: SWI/SNF complex. Gene Ontology annotation, biological process: positive regulation of DNA-templated transcription. The record is from RefSeq and is a predicted model, not a curated record.